AUCGUGACCGCUCCAAAAUCGAAGGGUUUUAACGAAGGGGGCUCGUUCGGUUUUGUUUCCUGCGGCUGCGGCGACAGGUCAGACAGAGCUUCCCUUCCUCCCGCUAGCUCGGGGCGGAUCCAUCCACCCGGCGGACCAUCUCUGAUCUCUCGCGGGCGCCAUGGCGGAGCACGCCGCCCCGGAGCUACCCAAGAGGUGCCACCACUGCGCAGGGCCCCUCUCCAAGGACAUGGAAACUAGCAGCUGGACCGUCACUCCAUUGGUUCGAGAUAGCUUCUCAAUGAUUGGUUCCGCUGUUGGGGGCACUGCAGGCGCAUUUUAUGCAUUUAAUCAUGCUAUGCCUGUUGUUCGGCGUUACAUAAAAGGGCCAAUGUGGAUGCAUUUUCUUGUUGGUGCCCCUCCAGUUGUUGUAUUCUCUUCUGCAUGUGCUGGAUUAGCAGCUGGUACAAUACCAGCCCUUGCACAACUGGUUUCGUCGUCCUGUCAUGCCGCCAUGUCAUCGCCCUCGUUCGCCCGCCCUGCUUCUCGCGAUGACAUGCACAAGAGCAGAGGCUCCUCGCCAUUGUAAUUUACUAGCGCAGCCGACCAGCUACUGAAUACUGCUCUAAGAAAUCUGUGCCACCUUAUAAAGGAUGUAAAUGUUAAGAUUUCAUGCAGAAGGAUGUUUUAACUGACAUGUGCUCCUUUCACUUAGUUUUUGUUGGUAUCUAUCUCUAUGUAUAGGUUAUGCCCUCUAUCUUGUGUUAAUUUUUUGUAUUAAAAUAAGUAUUGCAGUGUUGUGAACCAGCUUAAACCAGCCAGAGGUUCAGCUAUUUUCGUCUGCAAAAUGCAAGCAUGCGUUGGUCUA
This is a messenger RNA of Triticum aestivum (bread wheat), 847 nucleotides long. RefSeq lists its product as uncharacterized. The coding region runs from base 161 to 568 and encodes 135 amino acids. The transcript has 6 exons. NCBI's taxonomy places the organism in Eukaryota, Viridiplantae, Streptophyta, Magnoliopsida, Poales, Poaceae. The record is from RefSeq and is a predicted model, not a curated record.